Verruconis gallopava is the source of this 1735-nucleotide messenger RNA. RefSeq lists its product as uncharacterized. Gene Ontology annotation, cellular component: mitochondrial outer membrane; endoplasmic reticulum membrane; lipid droplet. Lineage: Eukaryota; Fungi; Ascomycota; Dothideomycetes; Venturiales; Sympoventuriaceae. Gene Ontology annotation, molecular function: 3-beta-hydroxysteroid 3-dehydrogenase (NADP+) activity. The record is from RefSeq and is a predicted model, not a curated record. The coding region runs from base 119 to 1561 and encodes 480 amino acids. Gene Ontology annotation, biological process: ergosterol biosynthetic process. The transcript has 2 exons.
AGUCAUUUAAGUGCAAUCCCGCGCUGAGUAAGAAAUUGAAUCAAAUGAUAGCGCGCGUCGCCAAACGCUCGGAUAUCUUGUGACGCCGAAAUUUCCCCAAGACUUCAUUCUAGACCCCAUGUCCGCCAAUACCUUCGUUGUCCUCGUCACAGGGGCCAACAGUGGAAUCGGCUUUGCGAUAUGCUGUCGCUUGAUCGAUGAGUUUCUAGCCACCCGAGAAGCAACAGAAAAGCUGUGCCUGAUCCCCACGACGCGAUCGCAAGAGAAGGCUGAGGCGACAGUGUUACGACUGCAAAAGCAUCUGGAGAAAUUUUGCCAAGAUGUGGAGAAAGCAGAGCCAGGCGUUGCAGCACAAUUGAAGAGUCGAGUAGUUUUCGAGCCAGAGCUUCUGGACCUUUGUAAUAUCCUAAGCGUGCAGCGUGCAGCAAAGAGACUAAGGCGGAAGUACGCAAGAAUAGACUCGGCCAUUCUCAAUGCUGGAAUUGGAGGAUGGGUUGGCAUCGAUUGGGUGAAGGCGAUCACGCAAUUUUUCACCCAAGGCAUGAAAUUCGUGACGAGGCCAGAAUACAAGAUUGGCUCUGUGGGAGAGCGGUCGCCAGUGCAGUUUCCACGGGCAAGUGACAACGAGGAGGCGAAUGAGGCCAAUGGCAAGGGCGAUGCGAGGAAAGAGCCAGAGAUGGGCGCAGUGUUCACGGCAAAUGUUUUUGGACAUUACCUGCUAGUUCACUAUCUCAUGCCCUUGCUGUCACGGCCGGCCGGGCAGGAGGCUGGUCGAGUUAUUUGGGUUGGCACUCUCGAAGCUUACAAGCACACAUUUUCUUUGGAUGAUUUUCAAGGAAUGCGAACAUCGAUGGCAUAUGAAAGCAGCAAGCGCUUGACUGAUCUUCUAGUCAUGACGGCGAAUGCCCCCACUUCCAAGCCCUACACAACCUCAUUUUUUGCCUUGGAUUCGACGGAACCGCCUUCCUUUGCCUCUUCAACCUCUUUGGAAGAAGAUCUCACACCACGAAAGGCUUCUUUGCGAGCAUCGACGCGGGCACGAAGUUCAACACCAAAUGGCAGACUUGGUUCACGAAGUAGCAGCCCUCGGCGCGGAUCAGCGUCCUCGUCGUCAAUGACACCGCCAGAAAUGUACUCAACUCACCCCGGCAUGGUUGUCACCGAUAUCAUCGCCCUCCCGCACUGGCUCCUGAUUUGGGCGUGGACGGCAGUAUUUUACAUUGCACGGUGGUGUGGUUCGCCAUGGCACAAUACCCAGCCUUACUCAGGGGCAACAGCCAUGACACAUCUUGCUCUGGCACCUAAGGAGCAAUUAGACAAGUUUGCUCGUGGCAAUGCUAGCGACAUAAAAUGGGGAAGCGCGACUAAUUGGCGCGGAAAUGAACGAGUAAAGAUCACCGAGGUUGAGGGGCUAUACAACGACAAGGGCGUGCCUUACUCUGAUGAAGAGCGAGAGAAGUUUUUCCAAUUGGGGAGGGAAGUAUGGAAGAGAAUGGAGGAUCUGCGUACUGAGUGGGAGAAUAGGCUGAAGGACGCAGGCUUUGACGAAGGACUUGCUUAGUUUGGACUAUACCGUGCUUACUCCCCCGAGCCUGGCUGUGAAGCAGUAGAGUAAGGUCUCUCGGCGUGAAUCUUGCGUUCGACGGAGAUCUGAACAGGGCCCAGAUAAUGGCUGGACAUGAUGUAAUUCCUAGAUGUAAUGAAUGGACAGGCCACCGAUGUGCCGCUGCCUCAA